AACGGGUCCUAUACCUGUAUAUAUUUAUGUAAAAUAUAUUAUUUCGUGCUUGCUAAUCUCUUAUUGGCCGAUGUCUUGAAUCUCAAACUGGGGAAUCCAGAGGGAUUUCCAGCAGUUCAAUCGUUUUGUACCAUUUAGCAAUAGUAACAGGCCAUAGGAUUUGGUAUUAUGUAAUUGUUAUUAUUUGUUGCUUAGUCUUCUCAUUAAUUCUGUCUUUUUUUUUUUUUUGCAGAAUAAAUUCUUUGAUAAUAACGACCGAUCAGAUACAUAUUUUAACAACCCAAUCUUUGAUUCGGAUAUUUUAAACAACGAUGAAAAGCCAAUAGAAGAACAAAAUGAAGAUCCUCCAAUUAAACUGCAACCAACGCUUCAAGCAGCAGAGAAACAGUCCAUUGAGAACCUGCUGGCAGAGACUUCCUAUUUAGACGGCAGUUACAGUGCAAUGGAAGCAAGGCUGCUGAGACUUCUGGAGUCCGCAGAGGAGCUUACAGUCAACUUUGACUAUAUUGGUCAGAAAGAAGAAGAGAGACAAAAGAAUGUCAGGGAUGACAGUGACAGGGACAGUGAGGGUACAAUCUCCAUACCUGUUCUCUGUUUGUUGAUCUUUGUGUCGGGAGCUUUGAGUGUCUCCGUGUAUAAGAAUAUAAAGUUGCUGAAGAGGAGCAAGGAAGUUGAGUCAGAGUCAAGACCCAAAGAGAGGCAAAGUGAAGGAACUCAGACUCAGUUUUACAGGCUGGAGGCAAGAGAAGAUGAGAUAUCAGAUAUUUCUGAUGACUCUUCCAGUCUUGGAUCUUAUGUAGACAAGAAAGCCAAAAAGAAACGGUUUGGCUACAGUAUACGGAAAUGUUUCCUCCAUUGUUUAAAAAGGAAAAGGAAGAAACACUUAAGCUCACAGUAUGAGGAAAUUCAAAAUAAUAUCCUAACCGUGCAAAAUGAGAUAUCCGUGGAAAGUCUACAUGUAAGUGAGCAAAGCACUGAUGAGCAUUCCAGUGCCAUCCAGGAAAUAUCUAUUGAGACAUCAUUUGAAACAGUGACAUAUGAUGAGCCCAAAACUGUACCAACAAGGGGAAAAAAGAAACACGUCCGUAACUUGAUGAUUUGCUGCAAGAAAUGUAAGACCCUUGAGGUUGAGGACAGCGAAGCUGACAAGGGUGAAGACAAACCCCUGAAGUUAAAAACUGGAAAUUAUUUCUGCCACUAUAAACAGGCAAAGAAAUAUAGGAAAGAGAAAUACAGAAAAUGCAAGAAAUGGUUUUGGCAAUGGUGUCAUGAGAAAGCAUCAGAGGAAGAAGAAGAAGAGGAAAGUGUGUAUGAGACACUGGAAGAAAGUGAGGCAAGAAAUGACGAGGUGCUUGAUGUAAUCGCAGAAAGUAGUGAUGAGGCUUCCACUGUAAGCAGUGAUAUAACAGAUGAGGCUUCCACUAUAAGCAGUGAUAUACCAGAUGAGGCUUCCACUGUAAGCAGUGAUAUAACAGAUGAGGAUUCCACUGUAAGCAGUGAUAUAACAACUUCAUAUGAAAGUGAUGCACCUAGAUCUGUACUAAGAAGAAGAAAGAUAAAGCGUUGUAGCCUUAGUAUAACUCUUUGUUGUAAGAGCAGACAAACAGAUGAGACAUCAUAUGAAACGGCUGAAAGUGAUCAGCCCAGUCAUGUAUUAGCAAGAGAAAGGAUAAAGAGUUGUUGCCUUAGCAUUGUUCUUUGUUGUAAGGAAACAAAAACCCAAGAUUCUGAUGACAAACAAGAAAGUGCUUAUGACGCUCUGGAUGUAACCAACCAAAGGUAAUUCCAUUGUUGUCAAAACUUGACAAAAGAAGAUAAAGAAGAGAAAAUGAAGAGUGAACAUUUCAGAUCAUCUGUGCUUAUGCAUAUCUGUUGAUACAAGAAGAAUUGUGACAUUAUCCCCACCUCAAAACAGUCAGGGGAGGGGAGAAGUACUGGUGUCAUAAGGAACCCCAGGGUUAGGGAGAGGAGGGAUGGACCCACCUAUAAUAUAGGUGUUGAGAAGACCACUGGGGUCAGGGAGAGGAGGGAGGAAGACACCAGUGAGAGAACAACAAUUGGUAUGAGGCAGAAAGACAAUUGGUAUGAGGCAGAAAACUACUGGCUCAGACCUGAAGGCUAGGGUUAGAACCUUACAUCCACCGUUAAAACCUUGUUUGAGGUGGUACUGUCACGUUUGCCAAAAAGUCAUCCUAGCAACGUUAAGACUUUCUUGCCAUUUACCUCUUCUCACUGGUGGUAAGCACAAGGCUGCUGUGGGCCUCUUGGCCUGAAGGCUACAUUGUAAGAUCAGGAUACUGACAGGAAAAAGAAGAAACACUUUAAAACAAUAAAAUGUAAACAUUUA
Molecule: messenger RNA, 2347 nt
Organism: Xenopus tropicalis (tropical clawed frog)
Lineage: Eukaryota; Metazoa; Chordata; Amphibia; Anura; Pipidae
Exons: 3
Coding region: 443-1783 (446 amino acids)
Source: RefSeq, a predicted model, not a curated record